This is a messenger RNA of Otolemur garnettii (small-eared galago), 6162 nucleotides long. It is a transcript of the gene FRS2, whose product is annotated as fibroblast growth factor receptor substrate 2. Lineage: Eukaryota; Metazoa; Chordata; Mammalia; Primates; Galagidae. Bases 738 to 2264 code for a protein of 508 amino acids. Gene Ontology annotation, cellular component: cell-cell junction; cytoplasm. The transcript is spliced from 11 exons. The record is from RefSeq and is a predicted model, not a curated record. Gene Ontology annotation, biological process: cell surface receptor protein tyrosine kinase signaling pathway.
UUGUCCAGGGUUGGGGCCGGAGAGAGGCCUUGUAGGUAUAGCAGCCGAGACUCGAUCGGCUCCAAGGAGGGUCUCCAGCCAGGGUCGGAGUCCGGGGCUCCGCGCCCGCCGACCCGCGCCCUGCCUCCUCCAGCGCCCGGGCCGACGAAAUGACCAUUAAGAAGUAUAUGCCCAGAUGCAAAAGUGAUGAAACAAUCCAUUUGCCAUAACAUAAGAUGCAGCUGUGGCGUUCCAACCAGAUUGGAACAAAAUUGUAUCUGUUUUUCUCAGAAGAGAAUUGCACAAGGAGGCACACUUUCUGUUUGAUCCCCGCACUAGAAAUCAUCUGGGAACUUCAGAAACUCCAAGUCUGUGGUGAUGGUGUUCCCAGUGGGGUAAAGAGGAGAAGGACAAACUCUCGUGAGAGGACGGAUCUGGCCCCUAAGUAGAGGAUAAUGCCAGCAGCGAUCAGAUCUGGAAGGGGUUUCCAUUGGUGGAAGAAGUUGAGAGUACCUUGUUGGGAGCAGUUUAUCAAGUGUGAGAGAAAACAGAAAUGAGAGGAAUCUGGUUUAAAUUGCAGUACAAGGAAUUUAGAUAUAAAGAGUUUCCAGAAAAUAAAGUACCAGAUAUUGAAGUGACUUGUUAAGUCACCAAAGAAAACAUGGUAUUUUGAAGUAUGACUAAACUCCUGAUGCUGCAGCAGAGGCUAAGAAUAUUGAUGGCCAGAUCUAGUGCUCACAUGGUCUUCUGAAGAAGCCAUGGGUAGCUGUUGUAGCUGUCCAGAUAAAGACACUGUCCCAGAUAACCACCGGAACAAGUUCAAGGUCAUUAAUGUGGAUGAUGAUGGGAAUGAGUUAGGUUCUGGCAUAAUGGAACUUACAGACACAGAGCUGAUUUUAUACACCCGCAAACGUGACUCGGUGAAGUGGCACUACCUCUGCCUGCGGCGCUACGGCUAUGACUCCAACCUCUUUUCUUUUGAAAGUGGUCGCAGGUGUCAAACUGGACAAGGAAUCUUUGCCUUUAAGUGUGCCCGUGCAGAAGAAUUAUUUAACAUGCUGCAAGAAAUUAUGCAAAAUAAUAGUAUAAAUGUGGUGGAGGAGCCAGUUGUAGAAAGAAAUAAUCAUCAGACAGAAUUGGAAGUCCCCAGGACACCUCGAACACCUACAACUCCAGGGUUUGCUGCUCAGAACUUACCUAAUGGAUAUCCCCGAUAUCCCUCGUUUGGAGAUGCUUCUUCCCAUCCUUCAAGCAGACACCCUUCCGUGGGGAGUGCUCGCCUGCCUUCAGUAGGAGAAGAAUCUACACAUCCUUUGCUUGUGGCAGAGGAACAAGUACACACCUAUGUCAACACUACAGGUGUGCAAGAAGAUCGGAAAAACCGCGCAAGUGUGCAUGUCCCGUUGGAGGCGAGGGCUUCUAGUGCUGAGAGCAACACACCAAAAGAAGAGCCCAGUAGUAUGGAGGACAGGGACCCUCAGGUCCUUCUUGAACCUGAAGGAGUCAAGUUUGUUUUAGGACCAACCCCUGUUCAAAAGCAAUUAAUGGAAAAAGAGAAACUGGACCAACUCGGUAAAGAUCCAGUUAUUGGAAGUGGUGCAAAUAGCACAGAAUGGGACACUGGCUACGACAGUGAUGAACGAAGAGACGCACCCUCUGUUAACAAACUGGUCUAUGAAAAUAUAAAUGGGCUGUCUGUCCCUAGUGCCUCAGGGGUCAGGAGAGGUCGUCUGACAUCCACCAGUACCUCAGAUACCCAGAACAUCAACAACUCAGCUCAGAGAAGAACUGCAUUAUUAAACUACGAAAAUUUACCAUCUUUGCCUCCUGUUUGGGAAGCCCGCAAGCUAAGUAGGGAUGAAGAUGACAGUUUAGGACCAAAGACCCCGUCUCUAAAUGGCUACCAUAAUAGUCUAGAUCCAAUGCAUAACUAUGUAAAUACAGAGAAUGUAACCGUGCCAGCAAGUGCUCACAAAAUAGAACAUUCACGACGUCGGGACUGUACACCGACAGUCUUUAACUUUGACAUCAGGCGCCCAAGUUUAGAACACAGGCAGCUCAAUUACAUACAGGUUGACUUGGAAGGUGGCAGUGACUCUGACAACCCUCAGACUCCAAAAACACCUACCACUCCCCUUCCACAAACCCCCACCAGGCGCACAGAGCUGUAUGCUGUGAUAGACAUUGAGAGAACUGCUGCUAUGUCAAAUUUGCAGAAAGCAUUGCCACGAGACGAUGGUACAUCCAGGAAAACUAGACACAAUAGUACUGAUCUGCCCAUGUGAGCCUGGAAAGCAUUAUGUUGUUUGCACCUUUGUGAAGUUUUUAAAAUGAAGAUGCAAGUGCUUCAUUUUCAUUUCUAAAUACUAACUUCUUUUAUAGACUGAUAGAAUUUUUUUCUGGAUAUUUCAUGUGCAUCUUUAACUAAAGGGAAUUAAUGGAGAGCAGGUACUCCUCAAAGAACACUAAUUUCAUCAUGUACUGCUCACUGUACGGCAGCGUUCCCAUCUCACAGUGCCUAUUUAAAAUGGGAAUUGAAGAGAACGACAUGCUGGGUGAUUUUGAUCAAUAUUCUGGACUUAUGCGUAUCUUUCAUGUCCAAGUCAUGGUUGGCAUUUAAAACUUCCUAGGAAGCCUCUUGGCAGUGUUCAUUGCUAACUUUAGGCUUUGAAAGUAUCUGUAGACUCACUGUUCACAGUGUGUGGCCUCCAGCAUAUAACUUGAGGAAUCCUUUAUUUCACUAAUUAAAGGCUUUUUAACUUGAGCCAAAACAUAUGUAAAGGAAAACAGAAGUGCCACACCUCGUUUUACACCAGUCAGCUCCCUUGCCCUCCAUGGGUUGAAAGGCAGAGGGAGAUAAGAUUUUCUGUUUACUCAUCUCAUGACGUCAUUUGAAGGGCAUGUCCAAGUAUCUUACGCAGAGUUACAGUAGGCUCAAGAAUCAGUCUCAGGUCACUUUACCCAGAAACAUUUGCAGGUCUGCAUCUCUCCGUGGGUUGUUAAGGCCGUGUUGCUCUCUGGAGGCCUCGUGCCGUUGGUUCCAUUGAUCCCGUUGCUUUCUUUGGUGUCUGGGAUGUCUUGCUUUGUUGCUUCGUGUCCUUUUCAAUUUAAUGUUUGAGUUUGUAUAUAGUCUUGAAAUUGGAUUAUGUAUUUGUUGUUUAUUUUGCAUUUUUGUCAGAUUAUGGUUUUGAAGGUUCAUUUGAAACUUACUGUUGUUCUAUAACAGGGUUGCCCUUGUCCAGUAUUUAUUUAUAUACUGUUUACUUUUCAAGGUGAUAAAAACAUUAUCUCCAUUUUAAAUUUUACGUGUGUCCAUAGGUGAUCUCUUUAGCAGCUGAGAAAAAAAGGAAGAUAUUUGUAACAUGCGAAGCUCCCUCAAGGUACUCUGUUUCUUCUGUGGGCACUCCCCAGCACUUUAGCAGGGAUCCUCUCAGCUGUGCGGCCGCAGUUGUGCUCUGCCUGCCCCAGUGCUCCUCAGCUCUCUGUCCUCUCGUGUGUGGCUGGAUCUUUGAUUAUUCCUUUAUUCCAGUGAAAUGUUAGUACUGUUGCCAGCGUAGCAGGUGCAGUGGGAGUCUUGAAGUAAUGAAAUUGUGUCAUAAUUUAGGAUUUAAAAUGAACUGACAUGUAUAAAAACUGAAGAGGGUCCAUAUGUCAAAUUCUUAGAAAAUCAAAGAUGUCCCGAUUUCCCAAACACUAGAGACGAUUAAGAGAAGAUAGGGUGGAAAGAAGGUUAGGUAACCUUACAAAAUAUUUCACUGUUUUCUCUAAAUAUGAGGAAGUUUGAGGUUUUGGUCUGGAUCUACCAGACGUAACUAAGAUUAAUUUAGUUUUAGCCAUAUAGCAUCCAAUCUAUUCAGUAAAUAACCUAAUCACAGGACAGUAAAUGGAUUAGCAGACUGAUAGAGUGGGGCCAUUAUAAAGAAAAUAAAUUAUUAAAGGUGUCUUUGUUGUUGUUCUCAGUGCCAUUAUCGCUGUCUUUCUUUAUCAUAAGUCAAUGUCAGUGUCUUAUUUUGUGUGCAUAGCAGAAUUUUCCUUUUUCUCCCCUUUUUUCUUUCCUGUGAACUUGGUGCUUACUAAAGUGUUCACUGUUCUCUUAAAAAGAGCAGUGGUGUAGGUGUGCAGUUUGCAUUUUUAAUAAACUGUUCCAUUUAUCCCUUCUUCUGAGUAAAUUGCUGAUUGUGCCAAAUUUAUGUAAUGGCUUUUGUAAUAUGGAAUAAGAAUUGUGAUGGAACCAAUGCACAUGGUUUUCUCUGAAAUCAGUGGUCAAGGCAGAACAUUAAUCUCCAAAUGAAAGGGCUGAACUAUUUAUUCACUUUGGAGGUUGGAGCCUUUGUUCUUUCCCUUCAUCCUUUUUGUUUUUUCCUCCAGAUUCUAAUUAGUUUUUGUAAUUUUUAGAUAAGUCCAUUAUAAUCAUUGCAGUUUGUGCUUUAAAUACUAUGUGCUUUAAAAAUGAAAGUGGGACCAAUUUGUCUGCUAAGAAUUUGAUUUUAGCUACUAUAAGAAUAUUAGGAAGACAUAUACAACUGGUGUUAGUUUCUAGAGGUCUUCUGGAAAUCACUUGUGUUCUAUUUAAUAAAAAGUAAUUUAGAAUACUACUUGUCCUUUGCAGUUGUCUGGUAGCGGGCAUUAAGCUCUGUCCUGGAAGAAUGCGCCUAUCCCGAGGUGCAUUGUAGAAUGAGAUCUUUUAUUGGCAUAUAAUUAGGGCCAUAUGUCUCAGAUUUUCUGAGAGCUAAUUUUAGAUAUUCUGUUGGUAAACCAUGUAAUUCUGCUUUUCAGUUUUGGAAAUAGAAUCAUUGUUCGUAUCUUAUUCCCAAAAUAGAAAUCCUCUUUUAUCCAAACAGAUCAUAAGAACAUUUAUCCCUGACCAGGGUUGGAAACUGAUAUUGGUAUUACCUGUGUUUUUUCUUAACGUAUUUUGUUUCCCAGUUUUAUUUUCCUUUAAAAAUGAAAAUACGGUGCCUUCCCUCCCUCCAGGAAGAUUGGCAAAUAAUCCCUUGUAUUUACUGCUGCUGUGGAGUGAUGAGAUGUGCACUUUACUCUUGGGGACUCAGCAAGAAGCUUUUUACGUCCAGUGUAUCCAGAACAGAUCACAUUUGGGACUUAGAAAAAUUUGCCAAGUAAUCUUUGUUUUUAUAGAUAUUAAUGUUGACCCCCAGUUUAACGUUACAAGAAUAAGUCAAGCUUGUGUUUAUCUCCCCACCCCUAAAAAAAUCUGUGGCACAGCAUAUAAAAAUGUACCUCAAUAACGUUCUAUUAAAAAUGGGACAGGGGCCUUAUGUUUUCAUAAUUUCCCAACCAUGUGCCACCAUAUUUUUGCCUCAAGGUAAGGGAUUUAACAUGCUAAAAAGUACUUCCCAGUUCCCCUGUGUUGUUCCUAACCCAUAAUGCCCGAGUGUUCUGUGCAAUGUGUAAUGUGUGUGUAUAAAUAUCUAUCUAUCUAUCUAUAUAUAUAUAUAUAUAUUCUUGAAAUAGACAUACUGUCAGAGGCAUUAUUCACAAGUAAAUGAUGUUUUGGCAUCUCAUUCAUAUUUCUGAUACGUGAGGUAUAUGGUACUAAUUACCUUUUCCUUGAUGUUUGCCAAAUUUGAAUAAAGGCAUUGGUACGAAAUUAUAGAAUGUAAAGAAAAUGUGUUUGGCUUGAAAAAUAAACAAAUAUUUUAUGACAUGCCACAGUAUAUACUCUGCCCAAACCAGCACCCUGUCUCCUUUCCUGCUCCUCACAUCCCUGCUCCCCAGCCCCACCCCUUCGUCUUGUGGGGGGAUAACAGUUCUGUUGUAGCAUCAUUCUAAUUGCAUUUCUGACAAUUGGACGAUUCUAGCACGGAAACAGAAUGGGAUUAGUAGUACAGUAGUCACCAGUGUGCCACAUUUGCAUCAGUAAAUGCAAAAUAUACAUUUUAUAAAGGACAAACUUUGUGUUAUGUUUUUAUUUUCAUUACAUUGUAUAAUAUUGUAAGAUUAUUGUAUGUCCUAAUUUGCAUUAUGAAUGUUUUUUUUCCUACGUAAAGGCAUAAAUAUAGCAACUUUGUAUAAAGGUAGCUUAAUAGAUUUUUAAUUUUUCCUUUUAUAAAAGAUUGUCUAACAGUGGGACUACCAUUGCCAAAUUGUAAAUGAAAUAUGAACUUUACCCCCUCUGGUUGAUUUCUUUUAUAAACAUUCCACAUUUCUCUAAUAAAAGACGUG